UCCAAACCCACAGCUUAACAGCCUUAACUUAACCCUCUCUCUCUCUUUCUCUCUCUCUCAUACACACACAACAUGGGUCAUCUAAAAUCCAUCUUUUACACCCUUGUUACCACAAUACUAAUUCUCAUUCCAUUUAACAAGUUCUUAUUCUCCCACUUCUCCACACCUUUUUUCACACCAAUCCUUCUCUUAGUUCCUCUCAUUGUUUACUACUACUUCCACUCUAUUUCUAACCACUCUACCAACCUCCCUCCAGGUCCUCUCUCUAUACCAAUCUUUGGAAACUGGCUCCAAGUUGGCAAUGACCUAAACCACCGCCUUUUAGCCUCCAUGGCUCAAACCUAUGGCCCCAUAUUCCUCCUCAAACUUGGGUCCAAAAACUUAGCUGUUGUGUCCAACCCUGAGCUUGCCAACCAAGUCCUCCACACACAAGGUGUUGAAUUUGGUUCACGCCCACGUAAUGUUGUGUUUGAUAUCUUCACAGGCAAUGGACAAGACAUGGUUUUCACAGUCUAUGGUGACCAUUGGCGCAAAAUGAGACGCAUCAUGACGCUACCAUUUUUCACCAACAAAGUUGUGCACCAAUAUAGUGAUAUGUGGGAGGAAGAGAUGGACUUGGUUGUACAUGACUUGAACAAAAAAGAGGAAGUGAGAACCAAGGGAAUAGUUAUUAGGAAGAGAUUGCAAUUGAUGCUUUACAAUGUUAUGUACAGGAUGAUGUUUGAUGCCAAGUUUGAGUCACAAGAGGACCCUUUGUUCAUUGAGGCAACAAAGUUUAACUCUGAAAGGAGUCGAUUGGCUCAGAGUUUUGAGUACAAUUAUGGGGAUUUUAUUCCUUUGCUUAGACCAUUCUUAAAUGGGUACUUGAACAGGUGCAGAGAUUUGCAAAGUAGGCGGCUCGCAUUUUUCAACAACUAUUUUCUCGAGAAAAGAAGGAAAAUAAUGGCUGCCAAUGGAGAGAAGCAUAAAAUAAGCUGUGCGAUUGAUCACAUAAUAGAUGCUCAAAUGAAGGGAGAAAUCAAUGCAGAAAAUGUGCUAUACAUAGUCGAGAACAUCAAUGUUGCAGCAAUUGAGACAACAUUAUGGUCCAUGGAAUGGGCUAUAGCUGAGUUGGUCAACCAUCCUCAUGUCCAACGCAAGAUUCGCGAAGAAAUCUCAACCGUCCUAAAGGGCCAAGCAGUCACGGAAUCUAACCUCCAUGAGCUACCAUAUUUGCAAGCCACUAUAAAAGAGACAUUGAGGUUGCACAGCCCAAUACCUUUGUUGGUACCCCAUAUGAACCUUGAAGAAGCAAAACUUGGGGGUUACACCAUUCCUAAAGAGUCAAAGGUGGUAGUAAAUGCAUGGUGGCUAUCAAACAACCCUGAAUGGUGGAAAAACCCUGAGGAAUUCCGGCCAGAGCGGUUCUUGGAAGAAGAAUGUGGCACAGAUGCUGUGGCUGGUGGUAAGGUCGAUUUUCGAUUCUUACCAUUUGGCAUGGGUAGGAGGAGCUGUCCCGGUAUCAUUCUUGCACUGCCAAUAUUAGGCCUUAUCAUUUCCAAAUUAGUGUGUAACUUUGAGAUGAGGGCUCCUCUUGGAAUGGAGAAGAUUGAUGUGAGUGAGAAAGGGGGGCAAUUCAGCUUGCACAUUGCAAACCAUUCUACAGUUGCCUUCGAGCCGAUUAUGGCAUGAUUUGGCUAGAAGAUUGUCAAAGUGAAUGGCCAAGAAUCAAAAGGGCGGUGCUAUUUCCAUUGAUUGUUUGUACUUUUUUUUUUCUUCCACUGUAGUAUUAUUGUUCAUUUUUAGUCCCUCAAAAGAUUGGUGAUAAAGCAGAUUCAACAGUUCUAAUAAGGGGAUGUAAUAAGUUGAUACAUGAAAACAGUAAAGGGUUAUAUACAAAACGUCUUUCAUU
Molecule: messenger RNA, 1891 nt
Organism: Quercus lobata
Lineage: Eukaryota; Viridiplantae; Streptophyta; Magnoliopsida; Fagales; Fagaceae
Product: cytochrome P450 CYP73A100-like
Exons: 2
Coding region: 73-1671 (532 amino acids)
Molecular function (GO): heme binding; oxidoreductase activity, acting on paired donors, with incorporation or reduction of molecular oxygen; iron ion binding
Source: RefSeq, a predicted model, not a curated record